UGGCCAGCGACGUGACAACGCCGAGGGUCAUUACCAACAACCUUCUGGACUCGUCUGGCAAUAGCACCGUUACAUCCUUCGACGCGCUGCGGUCUCUUGAGCACGCCCCCUACAGAAGAGGAAGUUUUCGGCCCAGAACAACUACAAACCCUCCUGCGGGCUUCAUCACGCUCUCAGAGUCGUUCCGGCUCGCCAGAAACCGCAUCCUACUUCACGCCAAAAACAAAAAAGCGUUGAUGGGCUCAUGGCCGAUAUUUAGAAGAUGGAUUCUCAAGUUUUUCGACCUUACAUUAUCGAAAAGCGCCGCCGAACUCGAGAGCUACUUUACUCCUGCUGGCGAACACGGCAUUUGGGACCUUAUUGGCUGGGUUUGCCUUGUCGUCUACGAAUUUGCCUUGAACAGGGACUUCGUCCAUGAUCUCCAGAAGCCCGAUUUCCGGUCAGCUCAGAUUCAUAUGUGGGUCAAAGUCCGAUCUUCGUAUAGUCCAAGGAUACUCGUGGAGGACCGCGUCGGGGACGUCCUGGAUCUAAUAACUCCCAAUGGCCUCAGGGGCCAGGUUGACUACCUGUUUCAACAAACAGUGAAAAGUUUUCCAGAAGAAUUCGUCCUCAAGUGUUACCACCGUGUCAUUGCGCGCGUUGCAGGGCCCAGUUUUGGGACGGCUGGCCACGACAAUUGGAGCACCUGCUUCCGGUUCGUUCAAUUUAUCACUGCUUGUUCCCCACCAUUUUGUUUCUUGUUCCUUGCGAACAAGAGCCUGUAUUGGAUGGUGCAUGGCUUCAGGAAACAGCUAUCACGGCAUGCGACUGAUAACGGCAGAGAGGCAUAUGUGAAGUUUUACCCCUCCUUGAUGCACGCCGUUCUAGCAUCUUUCCCCGACUCACAUGCAUGGAUCCCCCAGGCGAUUAAGGCGCACCUUGUUCACCUAAUGUUGAGGAGCUCACCUCACAUUGACGCCAUAUGUGCCGAGGACCCUGGAGUUCCUCAAAGGAUGAAGGAAAUUUACUUCCACCUCAGCACGAAUCUCAUCCAUCCUGAGGUGCUUCGGUGUACGAUGAAAUCCGUCCCUUUCUUGCGCAAGAGGGGUGGAGAGAUAGAGCCUAUAUUAAUAUUUCGACCCUCAAGCGGUGUCAUUCGUGAAUCGUGGAUUAAAUUCAUGCACCAUCUGGACGAAAUGGAAAGCUUCUGGAAAACUCUCAAAGCCGCAGGUGGACACUUCAGUUCUUGCAGUUAUUCCGAAGGUACAGGAGAUGAUAUUGGCACUCAUCAGUGCAGGAGGUGCCUAAGGGCCUUCUAUUGUUCGCGAACAUGUCAAAAGGCGGACUGGGGUGAACACCGGGAAGAUUGUAGGAGGGAUACAACGGCAGAAAGAAAGGGUAAUGUGCUCCCAGUGGAUGAGCGCGCGAGGGCCUUCAUAAAGGCUCAUGUAUCACACCUUUUACGCACCAAGGAAUUCUCUCGGAUGCUACACGCUUUCAUGAUGUCCAAGGAGAGCACCCGAUUGGGCAUGAUUGUUGUUGACGUGGAUUAUACCAAGUCGCCUCCAGCCCUGGCUAUCAAUACCCUCUUUGACCCGAAGUACUUCAAACACGAGGAUUUCGACGAUGUUUUCACCCAUGCGGCGGAGAACCCAGAUGAAGGACUUCAAGUGGCGCAUAUUUCCCUUCCCUUUGUGAACAAGGAGCCAGAGCACUUGCUUACCAUAUUCACUCCUUCCUACUCCUUCACCUAGA
Molecule: messenger RNA, 1734 nt
Organism: Cyclocybe aegerita
Lineage: Eukaryota; Fungi; Basidiomycota; Agaricomycetes; Agaricales; Hemipholiotaceae
Source: the annotation of a GenBank genome assembly